Mucor velutinosus is the source of this 756-nucleotide messenger RNA. RefSeq lists its product as uncharacterized. Gene Ontology annotation, molecular function: pyrophosphatase activity. The coding region runs from base 1 to 756 and encodes 251 amino acids. The transcript has a single exon. Gene Ontology annotation, cellular component: cytoplasm; nucleus. The record is from RefSeq and is a predicted model, not a curated record. Lineage: Eukaryota; Fungi; Mucoromycota; Mucoromycetes; Mucorales; Mucoraceae.
AUGUCCCCCAGAUCUUUGUCAACCCCUCCUCCUGAGGACAAAUCUUGCAAUGCCACCACGAUCAAAUACACCAAGAGAGCUAGACAUGGCCAUGGCCAAGACGUAACUGAUGCUCACAAUAUUCGACAGGUUGCCGGAUGUCUACCCAUUGAUCCUACAUCCAAGAGAUUUCUCUUGAUUUCUUCCAGUAAAAAUCCUGAGGCAUGGGUUAUCCCCAAAGGUGGUUGGGAAACUGACGAAACACAAGAGCAUGCUGCUCUCAGAGAGACGUGGGAGGAAGCUGGCCUCAAGGGACGUAUCACUCAUCAAUUGGGCGUCUUUGUGGAGCGUGCCAACAAGAAGAUUAGAGCCCAUCAUUGGAUUUUUGAAAUGGAAAUCGACGAAAUUGUAAAGAAGUAUCCUGAACGCAUGAGACGUGAUCGUCGUUGGUUUACAUUUGAAGAAGCUCUUAUUGCAACUACCAACAAUCCAUACAUUCAAGAAGCUAUCCGUCUUUCAAGCAUUAGUCCCUUGCCCCGCCCAACAACACCUCGCUCAUCUUUUGAUGGAAAGUUGAAUCAGAAUGUGCCCAAGCCAUUGACACAGCAACAACAACAGGAAUCUACACCCAUGGAUAGCCCACCUUCGUCCGUCCCUUCUACUCCUACUAAAUCAACCACAACCAUCGAAUCGCCAUCAGUCCAAGAAAGUAGAAAAUCCAACGAUGCUUUCCAGGCAUUGAGGGAAUUGAUGGAGCAAGCAGCUGUAACCGUUUAA